AGGUCUGUGGCAAAGAAAUCACAGGUGGGUUAGGCCAGGACACCCCCACGAGUGGAUGCUCAUGACAGCCAACAUGUAUGGGGCGCCAGCAUGGCAGGCUGUUUCCUAGCACGAUGGACCCUGUGAGCUGUGAACCAUGCUUAUCUCUGCUUCGCCAGUGAUGAAACAGAGAUAAAAGUUCACAUAUCUGUGAACCUACCAAAAACCAUCAGAUUAUGCACUUCAAAUGGGUGAGUUGUAGGGCAUGUGAAUUCCAUCUCAAACUGUUAGUAAGUAUGAGUCAUGGCUGGGCGUGGGGGAAUCACACCUGUAAUCCCAGCACUUUGGGGGACUGAGGCAGGAGGAUCAAGACCAGCCUGGGCAAUAUAGUGAGAUCCCAUCUCUACAAAAAAAUUUUUUUUAAUUCGCCGGAAGAAGCUCCAUGAGGCGUUCCUGUGUGGCCUCCCUCCACACCCUGCUCCUGGGGGAUUUUGCACGCCUGCCUCUGAGCUGCAGGUAACAUUCCGCACAUUGCUGCUAUUUUCGAGUCAGCAGCCAAAGACACUGUGCAGGGUAAGCUGUGCCAGAUGAAGGAAGGAACGCAGGGGGACCCCCAAGGAAACGCAGGAAGUGGCUGGGAGAGAGACCACACAGGCCCAGCUCCCAUCUCCUGGCCUCCCUUGGGUCCCUGUGCUGCCCUUGGGCACUGUGGGAGGCUGGAACUACUGUGGAGCUGGCAAUGCCUUUCCCUCGUCCCCAUCCGGGCUUGCAGGGGUAGCGGUUAAGCUCCUGGGAGUUCAAAGUCAGUGGGAACAUAACUGAUGGGCUGGCCUGGCCUCUGAGGCUGGAUGGCAGGGAGGAAAAUAGGGAGUGGGGAGGGCCUUCCAGGCUGGGAGAGGGCUCCAAGCCAGAUCCCUGGCCCGGGCUGAGUGGCUGUGAGCAGAGCCUGAGGCUGAGGCCUGGACCCCCCUCAGCCAGGCCACUGUAGCUGGCCCCAGCCUGGGUAAAUGCGGAGCGUGGCUGAAUGAAGCAGGUUUCUGGAGCUGUGUCCCUUGGUAUUGUUGAGGGGUCUCCUGCCUCAGCCUGGCCUGGAGGUGUUGGGGUCAGUCCACUCAGUUGGCAUUCAGUCCAUGUUCAUCUUCCCCCACAUACCCGUCCUGGCCGGCCUUGCCCGGGGGUGUCAUGGAUUCCCUGUGAAGGCCUUUGAAAGGCCUUGGUCAAAGAUCUCAAGCAGAGGCCUUCCUCCCUGGCCCGCCUGUGCGUGAUGGGACCCCAGUGAGCGGCCGGAGAGCGGGACUGCACUCCAGGCCAGGAGAAGGCAGCCCUUCCUCGCACUGCCAUGUGCAUGCAGUGCCACCGCUGCAGUGACACUUGGGUCCUUGAUGUCCUCCAGAGAGUAUGAGCACCUGGGGCAGAGCAGGUCUGCAGAAGAGCCUACCCUAGAGAAGCAUCCCUGUCUGCACACAGGCGCACGUGAGGGUGUGAAUGGCACAGGCGCAAGUCAGGCUGUGGACAGUGCCCAAGGGCAGCACAGGGACCCAAGGGAGGCUUCUGUUAGAAAAAGCGGAGGUGACCCAGACAUGCAGCAGGAACAGCCAGCAAUCCUGGCUGCUGGAUACAUCGUGAGCAUCAAUGCUGCAUGGGCACGGCCCAGGCAUAGAGCGGGAAGAUGUGGCAGGACCCACUGUGGGCCAAGGAUGGAAAAGACACGCAGGGCCCAGGGCAGGGGGGCGGGGGGCGGUGACACACAGCACCAGAGAGUGUGGGGACCUGCAGAUGGGGGAGCACUGUGAAGAGAGGGUGACCUGCUUUAGAAAAGAAGACAGGAGAUUGUAUAUUAUUGUUAUUAUUUAUGCAAUUCAAUAGUAACAAAAGGUAGAGUGUGAGGAGGCUUUGUCACUUCUUGGAAAGACCCUGUGCUAUAAAACGUGCCAUGACAUAGGGACAGCAAUGGUGGACACUGUAUAGAGGGGUCUAUGUACAGUAAGCACCCCCAGUGGAGGCUGCUGUGUGUCUGGGGGGGUCCCAGGCUGACUCUGGGAGGAUUCUGGCAUCUUGGUGUGGGGGGAUUCUGUGCCUCAGGGUUCUGAUGUCGGCCCAAGCCUCAGGCUGGCUGGGGUGGGGGAUGAGACCACAUUCUGUGGGGGCAUUGUGUCCUGGGUGCCCUGGAGAGAGUGGGUCCCUAAGUAAACCCCAUGUACCCUCACUGCCCCUCCCCUCAGUCUCAGAGAGACAUUGCUUCAUGGCACCUCCUGGUGCUGGGCUCACCUUGGGGGUUUAGCUCGAGUACAACCAGGGGCCACCCCCUUACUGAGAAAACGUGGGGGCCACCAUCUGGAAGGUGCCCUGGCUAGCAUUCAGGAUGAGCCUCUGCCCUGCUGAUCCCAGGGACGGACAGCCCAUUGCUCGCUGGGCUUUGGCAAUCAGGAAGCAGAAUUCUGCCCAUUCCAGCAAGAGCCUCUUCCUCCAGUGUUUGAUUAAGAUAGCCUCUUCCUGGCUCCCCGACCCGACACCUGCGAUCUAGCCAGCUUUCCUGUGUGUCUCUCAGCCUCCUGGGAGUGGAAACCCAAGGGCGGAUGAGUCCCGGACACAGCGUCAGCAAUGCUGGGUGGGGGCCUCUGGAGGCUGACCUGCCCCCAUAGCCACCUUGUGUGGGGGUCCUCCUUGACUCCAUCAUCUGUGAGGCACGGUGCAGAAAGCAGGAGUUGCGGAAUUACAGAAGGCGCUGCAGAGACCAGCUCACUCACAGCCUCGGGGACACGUGGGGCGCAGCCACCAGGACGGAGCAGGAGCGAGCGCUGGUAUUGAAUCCAACCCAGGAGCUCUGCCUUGAGAAACGAGAGAACCACGAGGGAAAGGAACCCACAGCAAGCAAAGGGAAGGGCGGGGCAGAGUCCAGGCACUUGAAAACCAAAGGAAAAUAGAGAAAACUGAUGAAACCCAAGCCGGUUCUUUGAGAUGAAUCCAAUUGAUAAACGUUGGUUAAGACUGACCGAGAAGAAAAGGGCAGGGGACAAACAAGUCACCAGCAGAGAACAGAAGGGGCUGUUGCUGAACAAUUGUCAGAAAUUAAAAGGCUGACAAGGGAAUUCCAUAAACGGCGCCACGUGUAUGUAUUCCAAACCUCAGCUAAUGUGGACCGAUUCCUUGAGAGGCACAGGUGCCAGAUCUCACUGAAGAAGGAAAGAUCACUGGCAGGUCCAGUACCUAACAAGGACAGCUUCCAACACAGAAAGACUACCGUUUCCCGUAAACUCCACCAAUCCCUUAAAGAAGACAGUGUCGACCCUGAGCCACCUCUUUCAGAAGACAGAAGAGGAGAAAGCUCACCAACUCUUCUGAAGGCAAAGUUACCACACCAGAAAGGCAUUACAACCAGAGAAAACCACAGACCAAUCACCUGCAUAAAUGUAGACGCAAAAUUCCUCAGUGGAAUAUUACCAAUAAAAUCCAGCAACAUAGAGAAAGGGCGAUACAUUGUAGAGGUGGGGUCUGGCUAUGCUGCCCAGGCUGAUCUCGAACUCCUGGCCUCAAAUGAUCCUCCUGCCUUGGCCUCCUGAAGUGCUGGAAUUACAGGUGUGAGCCAACAUAUUCAGCCUAGAAGGGAACUUUUCAAACCAGACAAUACUAGUCUGGAGAAACUAGCACCAACACAGUUCUUAGUGGGAAAGGCCCUCCCUCUGAGACCAGGUGGGCGUUAGUGCACAUUGCGGCCCCCUUGCUGUCCCCCGGGGGCUGGGGAAGCAACACCCCACCAGCGUGAGCACAGCAAACACCUUCAUCCACCAAGAGGGAGCAGGGCGUCCAGGAGAAGCGUCUGAUUCCAGGGAUGAAAGUGGGCAACUAUGAGACGCACUUGGACCCCAAGGUAAGAAAGGUCAGGGAGGGACAGCGGAUUGAAAGGGCAGCAGGGCUGAAAUGAAAGAGCUCGAUGCCAACACUGGAAUCACUGCAACCACGAAAUACACAGCGACCAUACUGGAUUAUAUCUCAAGUCGUAAAUAUGCAGUCCACCCGAGAUAAAUACACAAGGAAGCAAACAGGCACACAGAAGAGCAGGACAGCUCCUCCUCCCGGGAGAAUCUCAAUCAGUGAGUGUGGAAGGAACAGGGGCAGGGAGGAGAAUCCUCAACAGAGCCCCACAGGGACUGCACAGGCCAGGCCCCCGGGGGCCAUACCACUGGGCAAACACAGAACAGCCGCCAGGUCUCAGACAUGACCAACUACAGAGGGACACAGCGGCCCGCCGGGGAUGGGAUGCGGCCGUCACCUCCGUGUCCCGUGCGCUGCUCCUGUGGGAUUCCUCCCCCGACACAAUGCUGGCCCUGGCGACAAGGAAACCUCAGGCAAGCGACUGCAAAGCACCCCGCCAGUCAAGGUCGUCGAGGCCAAGGAGUGACUGGGAGACUGUCACAAAACCGAGCAUCCCAAGGAGACCUUUCGGCCAAUGCCAUGCUGGGUCCUGAAUGGAGCCCACGGGAAGCUGGUGCACCGGCCUGAAGCCCACGCUGGGUGAGAAGAAAUGGACUAGGGCCGAGUUCUCAGAGCUGAGAACCAACCUGCGGUGGCAUCAGGAAGCUGGUGAAGGGCGAUGUGGACUCUGCUUUUCAGCCACUAUUGCCUGAAACCAUCCCACAAGCCAAGGCUGCUGAAUGCCCAGUGCGGGGCACCUGUCGUCCUGUGCUGCACUCUGCGCCCCAUGCUCCACCUGCCCCAGGCCCCAGUUGUCGAGGAAGAUGCCUGCUGCGCCCACCUCCUCAUCCGGGUUCUGUACCAUGUCGGCCUUCCCGUCCCGGGCUCUGCCACCGUGUCUGUUUGCUGUGGGUUGAAUUGUGCUCCUCAAACGGUGCCAAAGUACAUGUGACUGUGACCCUCUAAGGAAAUGGGGUCUUUGUGGGUGCUCACGUGAAGAGGAGGCUGUUAGGAUGGACCCUACUAUAAUAUGUUUGGUGUCCUUAUAAAAAGGGGAGAUUUGGACACACACACACACACACACACAGCUACACACAGCUACACACACACGCAACUACACACACCCCUACACACCUAGCUAUACACACACACACGCAACUACACACACACCCCUACAUACCUACACACACAGCUUCACACACAGACAGCUACACACACACACGCAACUACACACACACCCCUACACACCUACACACACAGCUUCACACACACACAGCUACACACACAUGCAACUACACACACACCCCUACACACCUACACACACAGCUUCACACACACACAGCUACACACACACACGCAACUACACACACACCUAGCUACACACAACUACACACCUACACACCUAGCUACACACACACAACUACACACACACCCCUACACACCUACACACACAGCUACACACACACACAGCUACACACACAUGCAACUACACACACCCCUACACACCUACACACACAGCUACACACACACACAGCUACACACACCCCUACACACCUACAAACACAGCUUCACACACAACUACACACACACACACACACACACACACACUGAGAAGCUGUGUGAAGAUAAAGGCAGAGCUCAGGUGAGGCCUCUGAAAGCCAAGCACCCCGAAGAUAGCAGCAGCCCACAGCAGUGAGGGGAGCAGUGCGUGACAGCGGCCCUCGCAGCCUCGGAAGGAACCCACCUUGCCCACACCCUGAUCUCUGAGACAUGGAGUUUCUAUCGUGUAACCAGCCAGAGUGUGGUACUGCUUGUCAAGGAAGCCCAAGGGAAGAAACACAUUACUGCAUAAAAAUCACAACUCACAUUAUCUUUAUUUAGAAUCCAAAUGAACCUCUCCCUAACCUUCGAAUCAUAGAGGCACGUGAUCUUGAUCAGCAGCCUAGAAACCCAGGGCCCCGCAGAGCCAGCGCAGUCACCGCUCCCCAGAGCCCAGCACAGCCAGACUGCGCCGCUCUCCACGUGAGCCUGGGGAGCAAGCGACACAGCCUGAACUGCACCCCAGCUCCUCCUCCUGAGUCUGUAACACACACAUGUGCCCCAGGCCAGUCCCAAGAGUUUUGUAAACUGAGCAACAAUUCUUGGGAAACAAAAACACAACUACUGUUUAUCCUCCCGGAGCCGGCUGUGCACCCCAACAAGGAAGAGAGGGCUUGCUGAGCCUCCUGUCCAGACAACACACGCCAGGGACGAGUAUAAAAGCCCCACACACCCGAGCACCUCACUCACUCCCUCACCCACUCACUCCCAUCGCCCCCAGCGCCACUCCCAGCACAGCCACAUUCACGAUGUCCGUCUGCUCCAGCAACCUGAGCUACGGCAGCCGCGUCUGCCUGCCCGGCUCCUGUGACUCUUGCUCCGACUCCUGGCAGGUGGAAGACUGCCCAGAGAGCUGCUGCCAGCCCCCCUGCUGUGCCCCGAGCUGCUGUGCCCCGGCCUCCUGCCUGACCCUGGUCUGCACCCCAGUGAGCUGUGUGUCCAGCCCCUGCUGCCAGGUGGCCUGUGAGCCCAGCCCCUGCCAAUCGGGCUGCACCAGCUCCUGCACACCCUCGUGCUGCCAGCAGUCUAGCUGCCAGCCUGCUUGCUGCACCUCCUCCCCCUGCCAGCAGGCCUGCUGUGUGCGCGUCUGCUGCAAGCCCGUCUGCUGCAAGCCUGUGUGCUGUGUGCCCGUCUGCUGCAAGCCCCUCUGCUGCGUGCCAGUGUGCUCUGGAGCUUCUUCCUCAUGCUGCCAGCAGUCCAGCUGUGUGCCUGUCUGCUCUGGGACUUCCUCACUGUGCUGCCAGCAGUCUAGCUGCCAGCCGGCUUGCUGCACCACCUCCUGCUGCAGACCCUCCUCCUCUGUGUCCCUGCUUUGCCGCCCCGUGUGCAGGCCUGCCUGCUGCGUGCCCGUCCCCUCCUGCUGUGCCCCUGCCUCCUCCUGCCAGCCCAGCUGCUGCCGUCCGGCCUCCUGCGUGUCCCUCCUCUGCCGCCCCACAUGCUCCCGCCCAGCCUGCUGAGGCCUCUGCUUAGGCCAGAAGCCCAGCUGCUGACGGGCAUGUCCCUCAGGGCCAGCCAGGCUCAGGUCCCCCCUAAAAGCUGAUAGUCACAUCCUGAAUUGCUCCUGUACUUUGACCAUUUCCUGGUGUCUGCUACUGAGCUGGACAAUGGAAGAACUGAAUGUCUAAACUCAAUGCUGCAGCCCUCUUGAUGGGGGGUGGUUCUAGAAAGUUCUCAUGACAGUGGCCUCCCCUCCUUAUGUCCCACCUCUCAUGAGGGUCAGCUCAGCCUUGAUCCAUGAGGUCUCUGUCCCCCUGACUCAGAGCCCCAGAACGUUCUUUGGGUGCCCUCAAACUGACCAAUAAAAGCCCUGAGACUGCACUGGC
Messenger RNA from Callithrix jacchus (white-tufted-ear marmoset), 7313 nucleotides. The record is from RefSeq and is a predicted model, not a curated record. NCBI's taxonomy places the organism in Eukaryota, Metazoa, Chordata, Mammalia, Primates, Cebidae.